Molecule: messenger RNA, 480 nt
Organism: Gopherus flavomarginatus (Mexican gopher tortoise)
Lineage: Eukaryota; Metazoa; Chordata; Testudines; Testudinidae
Product: 6-pyruvoyl tetrahydrobiopterin synthase-like
Exons: 6
Coding region: 22-480 (152 amino acids)
Biological process (GO): tetrahydrobiopterin biosynthetic process
Cellular component (GO): mitochondrion
Molecular function (GO): 6-pyruvoyltetrahydropterin synthase activity
Source: RefSeq, a predicted model, not a curated record
GUUCCCGGCCCCGCUGCUGCGAUGCCGCCUCCCCCCGCCGGGACCCCGGCCCGCACCGCGCGGGUCUCCCGCUGCCUCAGCUUCAGCGCCUGCCACCGGCUGCACAGUAAGUCACUGAGUGAUGAAGAAAACCUGAAACUCUUUGGGAAAUGCAACAAUCCAAACGGACAUGGACACAACUAUAAAGUUGUAGUGACUGUGCGUGGAGAGAUUGAUCCUACAUCAGGAAUGGUUAUAAACCUGACGGACCUGAAAGAAUAUAUGCAGGAAGCCAUCCUGGAGCCACUUGACCACAAGAACCUGGAUAAAGACGUGGCUUACUUUGCUGAUGUUGUCAGUACGACUGAGAAUGUGGCAGUGUACAUCUGGGAAAACCUCCAGAAGCGCCUGCCUGCGGGAACUCUUUAUAAAGUCAAAGUGUAUGAAACGGACCAGAACAUCGUUGUGUACAAGGGGGAAGAGAUGACUCUUGAGAAAUGA